AUGCCCUCUAGCCAGCUACUGGAGAAAGUACUUGGAAAAAACCCAUACGCAGACUCCUGGAGGAAAAGAAUCGCCAGGUUUCGAACGAUAAGACUGCCUAUUCUCCUCCUGCAAGAGAUUCUGCGACAGGAAGAGCUUCAGUCGGCCGGCGAAAGCGGAUUGUUGGAGCUUCUUCCGACGCUACAAGAGAACAAAACCAUACUAAAACACCCGUCUCUUGCAGGCCAUACCCAAAAGGCUAUCGGGCGAUAUGUGUAUAUUUUACGAGGGCAAAACGAUGAAGAAAGGUGCAAGAGAUAUCUGGAGGAACCUACGUCAGUCCCCUUAUUCAUAUUCCACUUCCUGCUCCGCCAGUCGUCCGGUAUUAGCGAUCCAGUCACGUUGCAGAGAAUGAUUGAGUCCUCACACGCCUAUUACAACAACCGAAGAGCGGAUAACACCAUAUCGGAGGGCAACCGUCAAAGUAGUAGAGACGGGUCAGAAAAGAUGCUGGAUAUUGACCGAGCAAACUUCAACUUAAUUAUGCGACUACUAGUCCACCACUGCCGCCGGCUAGAGCCCAGAUUUGUGGUGAAGCUGGCUGAUUCGGCUGCACAAUAUAUUCAGAACAUGCCGAUUUCUGCUCAAGGCGAAAGGAAAGUAUUUACAACACAAUGUGAUAUUUUCAAUGGAUGCUUGCAAAUAUUACGACCUCUGCCACAUGUCCACGUGGCCCAAAGAUCCACACCCAACGCUUAUUUCUGGGAGGCGCAGAGAAUUCUCUUGUCGAUGUCGGCAGGCCUGUCAAAACCAUUGCUUGUGGAUAGAGGUGGAUUCCGGGCGAUUCGAGAAGUGUUAUCAGGCCAGGCCAAGAAUCAUGCAGAAGUAUACAGCGCAGCCAGACACGCAUCGAGCUGGCCUCCCUAUUUGCAGCCAGGCCACGGAAUGGAUGAACGUACCGAUCCAGAAGACAACUGGAGCCGCGCUGUAAGUGCAGGCAUGCUCAUGCAAGAGGCUGGAUUUGCCAAAGACGAAGUCGACGAUGCGGUGGACAUAUUGCAAGGCAUGACACAAGAUGGAACGCCAACUAUUCAACAGAGAGCAAUGAUUUCGAAACGCCGAAGAAUUGGAGUGUGGGAGGCAUCUAUCCGCGCCACGCGGAAUGCACAAGAAGCUUGGGAUCGGUUCCGCAACCCACCAAAAGAAGGGAUGAAGCCAGGUCUGCAUCAGUAUUCGGCCAUGUUUGAGAAGCUAGUGCUGCGAGAAGUUGAGCCAGACGGCAGCAUAUCGCCCGGUGACAAAGCCUUGAACUUUCCUACCCAACAUGAGGCUAAUCUGGCCGAGUUUGAAAGAGCACGCUUGCGGCCUCCGAGUAUAUCUGAGCUCUACCAACAUAUGAGACUCAAUGGAGUUGAGCCUGAUGGCUCCUGUCUUUGUAUUCUUGUCGCCAAUGCUGCUUCUUUGGAGAUAGCUCAUCAGUAUUUACGUGACAGCCCCGAGAAGAGUCGAAUCAUUCGAAAUCUUAUUGCCGAAGAGCCCGAUGCCGGGCUUCUGAGGCUAGUUGGGAUGGGGUUAUUCGCAGCGUAUCUCCAAGUAUGCCUGCGAGUGGAAGGGCGACGCGCAGGCAAUCAACUUCAACAUGUUAUACGCCUCGCGGAAUCAAGGUUGAGCCAUGAACAGUCUCGAUGGGCUCCCUUCAUGUGGGGCACUAUUUUAAAGGAAUUAUCGCGACACCACCAUGCUCUGAGGAUCUCGCUGCAUCAACAACUUGAUUUGAUGUUGAGAGUGAUGGAUGCAAUCGAGAAGGUGGACGGAGUCCAGUUGUCAACAUUUACUCAGUUCCACAAAGGUGUUCGAAAGGCCGUGCGACAACAGCUGAAUAGUGUAUUCACAAAGGAUGCUGAGAAAGAAGCACUUGCAAAGAGCCCACUGACGCAAGCGCUUUUCUACCAGAUGUGCAUGGCAAGUGUGGAUAAUGCGCACCCUCGUCGGAGUCUACUGCAUCAGGGACUAGGACAGGAAGAUUCUUUCCCGAUGGCGGGGGCCGAAGUGCUACUCCUGAAAGAAGCCAAGGCGCGAAUAAAGUACAUGUUCUGGACGCUCGAGCAGAGGGAGCGCCACGCCCAAGCAUAUCUUGAUGGGUACCAGAUAGCACCGCUAGAAGCCAUGAAUUCUCGCAGGGAUGCGGCCCGAAGUGACCAUGCUCACGACUACAUGCUGACGCUGGGAUAUCUGGGCGAGUUUGAAGAAAUGGGGCGGCUGCUGGAGUGGCUGAUACAACAAUGGGGCCAAUUCAACGUGGCAUCGGCCGUGAAUGAGAUGGAUGAGGCUCCGCCACAGGCAGACUUUUUCGAGACGCUGUGCGUUUUUCGAUUGGUGGCAGAGCCGAUGCUGGGAAACGGCAGGGUGUCAACGCUCCUACAAACGCUGGCGGAUUCCGGGUUGAACUGGACCUGGCCAGACGACGAGGCUGUGAAGACAUACGCCGAAGUACACCAUGAUGAAUCCAUCAGCACCUUGAGACGGGUAAUAGAAUUGGCUCGAGAUGGGAACAAAGAGUCUCGGCAAACGAGAAACUAG
Molecule: messenger RNA, 2559 nt
Organism: Metarhizium brunneum ARSEF 3297
Lineage: Eukaryota; Fungi; Ascomycota; Sordariomycetes; Hypocreales; Clavicipitaceae
Source: RefSeq, a predicted model, not a curated record